This is a messenger RNA of Tigriopus californicus, 2145 nucleotides long. Its product is annotated as probable G-protein coupled receptor No18. Gene Ontology annotation, cellular component: membrane. Lineage: Eukaryota; Metazoa; Arthropoda; Copepoda; Harpacticoida; Harpacticidae. The record is from RefSeq and is a predicted model, not a curated record. Gene Ontology annotation, biological process: adenylate cyclase-activating adrenergic receptor signaling pathway. The transcript has 4 exons. Bases 224 to 1894 code for a protein of 556 amino acids. Gene Ontology annotation, molecular function: octopamine receptor activity.
CUCGACUCUUCAUUUAGAAGGAAACCGUGCAAAGAGGAAUGUGGUGAAGGUGAUGUUAGUAGAAGUAAAAGAAAGUAAAAGAAAAAGAAGUAAUUCAUAUCUGAGCCAAUCCCAAGAAGGUUCUAAAGAGAACUGACCGUACAAGAUUUGCACAAAGACGAAAUCAUCGACGCUCAAAAGCGUCUCAAUUGGGAGCACUAGUUUCUUGCCACCCUACCUGAAUAUGGCAUCUAAUGUGGUUUUAUCCGAGGCCAAUGGGACCAACCACUCCUUCGAGAUGGCUGAUCCCAAAUUGUUUUACUCCUCUCUGUUGGGCAUGCACUUGGCGCUUCCCCAAUGGGAGGCCUUGUUCGCUAUUAUAUCCACCACCAUCAUCAUUUUGGGCACGAUCGUGGGGAACGUGUUGGUCAUCAUCUCGGUGUUUACUCACACGCCGCUCAAGAUCACGCCCAACUUCUUUAUUGUCUCAUUGGCUGCGGCAGAUUUGACCGUGUCCACGUGCGUUCUGCCUUUGAACGUCGCUUACAUGGUUGUGGGGAAAUGGAUUUUUGGUAGCGUGCUCUGCAAGAUUUGGCUCACUUCCGAUGUUCUGUGUUGUACAGCUUCCAUUUUGAAUCUGUGCGCCAUUGCUCUGGAUCGUUACUACGCUUUACACGACCCUAUCAAACACGCUCAAAGACGAUCCGUACGUUAUGUCUUGGCCAAGGUCUUGGUGGUGUGGAUCAUGAGCAUUGCCAUCUGUUUUCCACCGCUCUUUGGCUGGAAUGAUUGGCCGGACACAUUCACUCCGGAGACGCCCUGUCGACUGACCGAGGAGAAAGGCUACGUGAUCUAUUCCUCGAUGGGCUCAUUCUACAUUCCCCUAGGCAUUAUCAUGUUUGUGUAUCUGAAGAUCUAUCAGAACACCAGCCAACGGCUACGCUCCCGUGCCAAGGCUUCCAAUUUGACCACUUCCGCUUUACAACACCGCCAGCAAUCCAGAGACAAUCUGCUCACGGGCAUCGAAGGGCGAUACGGAGGCUCCAAGGCCACCUUGAAAGUGACCCUGCAAGAGCAAAUGGAGAUCGUCAAUGGCCAACCCGUUCACUCGGAGGUGGCAGUGGGUGCCACAAGAGUGUCAGGGGACUCAAAAACUAGAUCCACGCAGAAAACGGCCAUCGUGUCGACACAUAUUUUGCCCAGAGAUGCCCAAAUUCAAAAUCACAGUUUGACUGAGGGAAGGAGGCCCAAGUCUGAAUACGUGCGCCCAGGAAAGGGCAUGAAAAGACAUCAUGGUUCAGUUCAACCCCAUAUGGAGGCUUUCACUCACGUGCGCCACAAUGCAACCGAGUCAGCCAACCCCGAAUUGAUUCUCACGGACCCUUCUAGCACGCACCAGCAAGCGAGAUGUGAUCGAAGCACUCAAGUGACCAAGAAGAAUUUUACCGAGGGUCAGACCAUGAAUGUCACCGACACCAACACUUCUGCCAACACAACUACUGCCACCACCAUCACCACCAUUCACAACCACGAGGACACUCUCCUCACGAAAACAGGAGCUGGUACUGCUUCCAGUCCCUUGGGUGCCGCUGCAGCCACCCCCAGUGGCAAUAGCUCCCUCUACAAGUUCAUUAAUGAAAAGGCCAAGAUCUCGUUGGCCAAGGAACGGAAGGCAGCUCGCACUAUGACCAUCAUCGUGACCACCUUUGUGGUCUGCUGGCUGCCUUUCUUUCUCAUGUAUGUGAUUGUUCCGUUCUGUUCAAUGUGCUCGACGCCAUCUCCAAAGGUUGUUCAAAUUAUAACGUGGCUGGGUUACGUGAACUCGACAUUGAAUCCCAUUAUAUAUACCAUCUUCAAUACUGAUUUUCGGAUCGCUUUUAGCCGGAUUGUGACGGGCAAAGCGUUUGGAAUGUGAUGCAACAUUCCAAUGCUAAAGGCAAUUUGCUCGCCAUCCUAAAAGACUUAUUUACCAUGUGCCAGCAACUCUUUUCGGGAUAAUGGUAAUGGAACAAGCAUCAGCUUGUGGACAGUAGAAUAAAGCACUUUCCGAAGACAAAUGUUAGUUGUAGUUUUCUUGAUAUCAUUCUUAAAAUAGAGUCCGAAAUUUGUUUUAGAGCUGGGUGUUUGUUCCAAGGCGAAAACGACCAAAAAACCUCACUACUAGGC